CAAUCUCUCCAGGUCUUCCAAACAAGCAGGAUGAGGACCAUGGAGAGUCUCUUCCUCCUCCCGCUGCUCACUGCUGCCCUGGCCUUGACCCAGACCCGUCCAGGCUCGCACUCCAUAUGGUAUUUUGUCACCACCGUCUUCCGGCCUGGUGCCCAGGAGCUCCCUGUCACUAUCAUUGGCUACGUGGACGACACGCAGUUCAUGCGCUUCGACAGCGACGGGACGACUACCAGGGUAGAGCCCCGGGUGCCGUGGGCAGAGAAGAUGGGGUCGGAGUAUUGGACCACAGAGAAAAGAUAUGCCCAGAGCUACUCAACUGUCGCCCGAAAAAACUUAAGAUUUGCAAUCCGUGUCUACAACCACAGUGAGGACGUCUCUCACACCUUCCAGUGUUUACUUGGAUGCGACUUGGGACGAGAGGAACACUUCCUACGAGGGUACUAUGACCACGCCUAUGAUGGAAACAAUUAUAUUAGCUUGAAUGAGGACCUCAGAACGUGGACUGUGGCAGACCGGGUGGCUGAGAUCACCAGGCAACAGUGGGAGGCGGAUGGUGUGGCGGAGGUCGUAAGAACCAUUCUGAACAGGCAGUGCAUGGAGGGGCUCCUCAAACACCUGGAGAACGGGAAGACGAGGCUGCUGAGUGCAGAUCCCCCAAAGACACAUGUGACCCAUCAUCCCAGACCUGAAGGGGAUGUCACCCUGAGGUGCUGGGCACUGGGCUUCUACCCUGCUGACAUCACCCUGACCUGGCAGAGGGAUGGGGAGGACCUGACCCAGGACAUGGAGCUUGUGGAGACCAGGCCUGCAGGGGAUGGAAACUUCCAGAAGUGGGCAGCUGUGGUGGUGCCUUCUGGAGAGGAGCAGAGAUACACAUGCCAUGUGCAGCAUGAGGGGCUGCCUGAGCCCCUCACCCUGAGAUGGGGUAAGGAGGGUGUGGGCACAGAGCCUGCUGUCAGGGAAAGCAGGAGCCUUCUGGAGACCCUG
Messenger RNA from Nannospalax galili (Upper Galilee mountains blind mole rat), 987 nucleotides. Its product is annotated as HLA class I histocompatibility antigen, A-24 alpha chain-like. The record is from RefSeq and is a predicted model, not a curated record. Gene Ontology annotation, molecular function: signaling receptor binding; peptide antigen binding. Gene Ontology annotation, cellular component: external side of plasma membrane. Lineage: Eukaryota; Metazoa; Chordata; Mammalia; Rodentia; Spalacidae. The annotation marks the transcript as partial. Gene Ontology annotation, biological process: immune response; antigen processing and presentation of endogenous peptide antigen via MHC class Ib; antigen processing and presentation of endogenous peptide antigen via MHC class I via ER pathway, TAP-independent. The transcript has 4 exons.